Messenger RNA from Gaeumannomyces tritici R3-111a-1, 1608 nucleotides. RefSeq lists its product as hypothetical. Gene Ontology annotation, molecular function: tRNA-intron lyase activity; nucleic acid binding. The transcript has a single exon. Bases 1 to 1608 code for a protein of 535 amino acids. The record is from RefSeq and is a predicted model, not a curated record. Lineage: Eukaryota; Fungi; Ascomycota; Sordariomycetes; Magnaporthales; Magnaporthaceae. Gene Ontology annotation, biological process: tRNA-type intron splice site recognition and cleavage; tRNA splicing, via endonucleolytic cleavage and ligation. Gene Ontology annotation, cellular component: tRNA-intron endonuclease complex.
AUGGCUGAGCCCAGCACCUCCAGUUCGACCGCCAGUCAGCCAGUCGCUGGACACACUCCCCCCAAAAAGAAGAUCCCAUUACAUCAGCUUUAUGCUCUUCCGGCCCCGAUCCGGACGUUUCCGCUCCCGAGCUUCUACCCGAGCAACCCGCUCUCGCUCGUCCAUGUAGUCUACGCAUGGCUCAGCCAGACGGUAUUCUCGAAACCCCCCAAUGAGCCGUCCACGACGCAUCGUGGCGCCUGGUCGCCGGAGACCAGGUCUGUUCAUAUAACGGACCCGGCAUCUAUCCGGGCUCUUUGGGAGCAGGGUUUCUUCGGCAAGGGACAUCUAAGCCGCAGCGAGCCAAACUGGCUGAAGCGCGAAAAGGACCGGCGCGGGCUCGGUGCCGGCAAGGUUGCUGAGCAACUCACCAGCAAGAGGAGAGAAGAGCGUCAGCGAGCCAAGUGGGAGCGCGCCAGGAUCGAGCAAGAGGCUAUUGAGCGCACUCGUCUCGAAGAGACCCGAGCGGGAGCCCAUGCCAAUGAUGGGAAGACCCCACCGAACUUUGCAGUACUGCCCUCACUCAUGGUCAGGGUAACAGCGCCAGUCAUGUCAAAACCGACAAGCACCAUCACCUCGCCUGUUGGUCCCCUAGACCUGCUUCGACUGCCGAACUCGGCAGCUGAUUUGCUAUCCGCCCACGCCUUGAACUGUUCGGCGCAUGGUGUUGCGCUGGAUGCAAUGGUCGGUGGCAACAUCAAUGAUACCACGCAUCUUGCGGAUGGGAACUAUGGCGCCAAUGGAAGCGCCUCCGCUGCGGUUACAAAGGCCGACACCCCUCCCACGUCGCUCAAAACACAGAAGAACGUCAGGUUUUCUCCUGAUGUCAAAUCGGCUACAUUCGAGCUGCAUGAUCCGCCGAGUCCAAUCAAUUCCCUGUCACAGUCGACAACGGACCUGCUCAUCAAGUUGCCGUCAGAACCUUUGGAUACUCCCGUCGUUGCGCUGGACACACCUCAGCCUGAAGAAAUUGCGGACCGCGAGCACCUCCAGCUUAGCGCGCAAGAGGCAUUUUUCCUGGUUUUCGCGAUUGGUGCACUGGCUGUGGUUGAUCCAAAGACGGAGUCAACGCUGUCCACGGUAGAGCUCCUACAUCUGUUUGGUGAUCACUCCUUUUUUCCGCCGAGGACCUCGAGUCUAGACUCCCCUGGCUUUCGGACCGACGACCCCUUCCUGGUCCAUUACGUAGUAUACCACCACUUCCGGUCACUGGGAUGGGUCCCGAGGGAAGGCGUGAAGUUCGGGGUGGACUGGCUGUUAUACCGGCGAGGCCCAGUGUUUGAUCACGCCGAGUUCGGGCUGCUGGUGAUACCGUCAUACUCGAAUCCCGCGUGGACGGGGCUGGAGCGCAAGGCACCGCAGCGGCAGCCGUCCUGGCAUUGGCUGCAUGGUGUUCAGCGUGUUCUAUCGCACGUGCUCAAAAGCAUGGUGCUAGUCUAUGUGGACAUUCCGCCGCCGUCGGCCAUCGGCAGCGUCUCGGAUGUCGAAAGUGGCAUUUCGGGGCUGCUGAAGCAAUACCGGGUGCGCGAGGUCAUGGUCAGGCGCUGGUCAAGCAACCGCAACAGGUGA